GCCGCCGCCGACUUUCCACGCACCUGCACCUGCGCAGCCCUCCAAGGCACUGUUUUAGAGGAAGGACUCCUGAGGCGUCCAGGGAUUCUUUUUGCACCCAGCUUUCUUUUUUUCGGAAGGUCGAUGUUCUCCGUGUAAAUGCGACACUUCUCUUAAAUGGGAUACGUGGAACUUUGCUCCCAGUCAGCCCGGAACCACAAGUCGGGAGCACAGCGUUUCCUCAUUGACCUCCUUAGCGAUCACUUCCGCCUAGGGGCCUAGAAUACCUGAGACCCUUCGGCGGCGAACGACUGGCAAGGCACUUCCGGUCUGUUGCUAAGGCGCGGGCCCUGUGGGCGGUAGAGGCAACUGUAUUGGCGUCGUCCUCUCCCCCCUUCCCGGGGGUCGAGAUGUCGGGGCUUAGCCACUUUGAGAUGGAGGGCUGUCGUCAUCUGCUCGGCCUGCUGGACAACGACGAGAUCAUGGCCCUAUGCGACACCGUCACCAACCGUCUAGUGCAACCUGAGGACCGCCAAGAUGCCAUUCGUGCAAUAUUAGUGUAUAGUCAAAGUGUAGACGAGCUUCUUAAGCGUAAAAAAGUCCACCGAGAAGUUAUAUUUAAGUACUUGGCAACACAGGGGAUGGUUAUACCUCCAGCAACUGAAAAACACAAUCUUAUUCAACAUGCAAAAGUUUACUGGGAAAAGCAAUCACAAUGGAAACUGAAGGAAACAACAGAGCGGGUUUCAAAGACAGAGGACAUCCGACUCUUUCAGCAGCAGGCAAAAGAAGAUAAAAAAGCUGAAAAAGUUGAUUUUCGUCGCCUAGGAGAAGAAUUCUGCCAUUGGUUCUUUGAACUUCUUAAUUCUCAGAAUCCUUUUCUGGGACCACCUCAAGAUGAAUGGGGGCCACAGCACUUCUGGCAUGAUGUCAAGCUUAGGUUUUAUUACAAUACAUCAGAACAAAAUGUGAUAGACUACCAUGGAGCGGAAAUUGUAAGCCUUCGUUUACUGUCACUAGUAAAAGAAGAAUUUCUUUUUCUCAGCCCUAACCUAGACUCCCAUGGCCUAAAAUGUGCUUCUUCUCCACAUGGGUUAGUUAUGGUUGGUGUUGCAGGCACUGUUCAUCGAGGGAACACUUGUUUGGGCAUUUUUGAACAAAUUUUUGGACUUAUCCGCUGCCCUUUUGUCUCGAAUACUUGGAAAAUCAAAUUUAUCAAUCUGAGAAUUGUUGGAGAAAGUUCCCUUGCUCCUGGAGCAUCACUGAAACCAGCUGUUAAAUUUGAACAGAGUGACCUAGAGGCCUUUUAUAAUGUAAUCACUUUGUGUGGUGACAACGAAGUAAAACUUAAUGUAAGGCAGACAUUGGAUAGUGGGACUGGAGACCAAGCCUUAUGUAGUGGAAAUGAGGCAUUGUUGGAAAAAAAGAGAAUGGAGUUUACCUAGCCAUCUAAAGCAUUGAUCUCUGUUAUGUCAGCUUACAAAGUCUUCUACAUGGAAACUUUUCCAAAUACUACAUCAGUAAUUUCUAAGUGAUUUCAGAUGUAAGGAUUGACAUAUUUUAGUUGAAAUACUUUCUGGACUGCAGACUGACACAUUAUGUGAAUACUCGCCUAUUUCUACCUGAGUUUCAUCAAAUGUUCUGAGAGCUUACUGCAGUUUAUCAAAUAAAUCCCACUUUAGAUGUUGUAUAUAACUGUGUGCCUUAGAAACCAGGUAAUAUCUUCAUUUUUCACUUAGUUUUCUACUGAUAUCCGUACUUUCCAUAUGGCAAAGGAUUAGUAGUGUUCAAACUUCCCUCUUUAAGUUUUUCUUAUAUUUUGAUCUAGGUAUGGAUAUUGGAUAUUUUCCAGAUGCAUCUCAGUACAGUAUUACUUUAAAAAAUUUCAGAUAUUUUAGAGGUUGUAAUGUCAACUCAGUGUUGUCAUUUUAGAAAACUCAAAUGACAUUCAAAAGUUCAAAAAUUUAGCAGAGGGAGAAAAAUUUAAGUAUAGGAACAGUUCUCAAAGUUGUUUGCUCUAAUCCAAGCUAAAAAUCUCUCUUAAUCUCCAACAUUUUCUGAACUAUUUUGAGCGAUGAUAAAUGACUAUUCUCAAAACAGACCUUAUUCUUACCAAGGCUUCAACCAGUAGUGUUGUAGAGUAUUUAUUAUAACACCACAUAAAGGAAAUUAAUGUUGAAAAUUUUAAGGUGUGCCUAGUUCCUAACUUAAAAAUGAAUUACUGUGUUUCCUCUUGAUCUUGGUAGAGGUGACUCCUCCCCGCAAAAAAAAAAAAAAGAACAAACAAA
Messenger RNA from Sciurus carolinensis (gray squirrel), 2267 nucleotides. RefSeq names its product chromosome 9 C3orf38 homolog (gene C9H3orf38). The transcript is spliced from 3 exons. The coding region runs from base 390 to 1424 and encodes 344 amino acids. The record is from RefSeq and is a predicted model, not a curated record. NCBI's taxonomy places the organism in Eukaryota, Metazoa, Chordata, Mammalia, Rodentia, Sciuridae.